GGGGACAUUUUUCUAUGUGUCCUGAGGAAUAUAAGUACUACUGUUUCAAGGGGAGAUGUCGUUACAUUGCGGUAGAAGAGAAACCAUCAUGCUUAGGCAGCUUUGUUGUUGCCAAAAAAAGAUGGCAUCCUUCGCUAUAAAUGACAUUCCUGAAAUCCCACUACAGACGAUAUGGGAUGCGGCCAAAGCGGUACUGAGAGGACACUUCAUUCAACAAAAUGCAAUAAGAAAUAAAAAAAGGAAUGAAGAAAUGAACAAAAUAACAAACGAAAUUAAAAAGGCCGAAGAUUCCCUGAAAAAAACCCCAAAGGAUGGAAAAAGCAAAUCAGAUCUGGAAAAACUUCACAAACAAAGGACACUCCUGGAAACAGAACAAACAUCAAAAGAACUCAAAUUCAUCAGACAAUACCACUUCGAGAAUGCUAACAAACCGGGCAAAUGGCUCGCAAGAAAGAUAAAGAAAAAGAGACAAAGCCAACAAAUCAUUAAAUUGGUCUCAGGAGAUAAGAUCUACACAACAGACGAAGACAUUUGUACCCAAUUCAACAAAUUCUACAAAAAACUUUAUGCCAGAGAUCAGAUCAAGAAGGAAGACAUACAACAAUUCUUAAAUUUACAAAAACUACCCAAAAUAUCAGACAAAUUCAGAGAGGAACUAAAUAAGGAGAUAACGGAACAAGAAAUUAGAAACGCUAUUAAGAAAACAGAUUUAACCAAAGCUCCAGGCCCGGACGGUUUUACGGCAAAAUUCUAUAAAGUUUAUGAGGAGGAACUAAUACCUUACUUAAAGAGAUUGAUGAAUCAGGCCCUGACUGACCAAAAAAUUCCGGACUCAUGGAAGAUGGCGAAAAUUACAAUGAUCCCCAAAGACAAUUCAGACAUAAUGGAUGUAAGAAAUUUUAGACCAAUUUCACUACUAAACAUAGACUAUAAACUCUUUGCAAACAUACUGGCGGAUCGUCUAAAAUUUUCUUGAAUGACUGGAUUAGGGAAGACCAGACAGGAUUCUUACCGAAGAGAGACCUAAAAGACAAUGUCAGAAUAAUUGUCGACAUUAUUGAAUACUACGAGAAGAACAUUCAAAAGGAAUGCGCCCUGAUGGCCUUAGAUGCGGAAAAGGCCUUUGACAGCGUCAACUGGGACUACAUGAUGCUCUUAAUUAAGGAAUUGGACAUGGGCCAUUUCUUUUCAAAUGCAAUAAAGUCUAUAUAUGACCAUCAAGAGGCUAAGAUAAUAAUUAAUGGAAAAGAGACAAGAAAUUUCAAAAUUAACAAGGGGACCAGACAGGGAUGCCCCCUAUCACCCUUGUUAUUUAUAUUAUGUCUAGAGACUCUUUUGAACAAUAUAAGAGAGGAUAAAACAUUGCUGGGAACAAGGAUUAGAAAAGAAGAAUUCAAAGUCCGUGCUUUUGUGGACGAUUUGAUUUGCAUUAUAGAAAACCCGCAAGAGAUCAUACAGAGAUGGAUGACAAAAAUAGAAGACUAUGGAAAGGUCUCAGGCCUAAAGAUAAAUAAAACAAAGACUAUGAUUCUGACUAAGAAUGUCUCCAAAAAAGGACAAGACAAAAUAAAGGAAAUAACAGGCUUACAGGUCACGAAUAAAAUUAAAUACUUAGGGAUAACCUUAACAGCAAAGAAUGCCCAACUUCUGAAAAACAAUUAUGAGACAAAAUGGAAAGAGAUAAAAAAGGAAAUGGAAAAUUGGAAGCACCUAAACUUAUCAUUAAUGGGCAGAAUAGCAACUACUAAAAUGAAUAUACUUCCCAAAAUGUUAUUCCUUUUUCAAACAAUCCCAAUAUUAAGAAGCACGCAAAUAUUUAAGAAUUGGAAUAGAGACCUUGCCAAAUUUAUUUGGCAAGGCAAAAAACCAAGAAUAAAAUUCUUAAAUUUAAUAGAUGAGAAGAAAAGAGGAGGAUUUGGCUUACCAGAUUUAAAAUUAUAUUACGAAGCUUCUAUGUUGCUAUGGAUCAAGGAUUGGUCUAACCUAAAAAAGACAAAGAUUCUGUCACUAGAGGGAUUUGAUCUUAGAGGAGGUUGGCAUUCGUACCUGUAGUACGAUAGAAAAAGAAUCGAAAAGAACUUUGGUAACCAUUUUAUAAGGUCAGCCCUUAUUAAAACGUGGGAAAAAUAUAAAAACAGACUCUACCAGAAAACACCAUUAUGGGUAUCACCCUUGGAAGCAAUACAAAGAAGAGAGUUAGCAUGGGAAAAAUGGCCAACGUAUAAAGAUGUCUUACAAAAAGUCAACGGCAAUUACACUUUAAAAAACCAAGAAGAAAUAAACAAAUUAUUUAAGAAUGUAUCCUGGUUCCAAUUUAGACAGCUCAAAGAAUAUUUCAACAAAGAUAAACUAAUGGGUUUCAUGGAGAAAGAUUCCCCUUGGGAUAAGAUAAUUAAUUUAGAAAAGAAGGAAAUAGCAAGAAUAUACAAAAUAUUAUUGGAAUGGGCAACGGAAACAGAAAUGGUAAAAGAUUGCAUGACCAAAUGGGCCUCUAACAUAGGUCACCCGAUAAAAAUGGAGGACUGGGAGAGAAACUGGAAUAAAAGGCAAAAAUAUACAUAUGCUUAUGAAUUAAAAGAGAACUGGUACAAAAUGAUGUACCGCUGGUACCUCACACCACAAAAGUUGGCUAGAUGGUAUAAAAGCUUACAAAAUAAAUGUUGGAAGUGUGAAUCCCAGGAGGGAUCCUUCUUCCACAUGUGGUGGACGUGUAAAACUGCAAAAAAGUUCUGGUCAAAAAUCCACGGGAAAAUCCAAGAAAUUUUAGGAAUAAAAUUCCAAAUGAAACCAGAAUACUUCCUUUUAGGAAUGCCAGACUUUGAAAUGGACCUAACUAAAGACAUAUUAUUUAAUUACUUGGUGACCGCGGCCAGGAUGAUCUAUGCUAAAAAGUGGAAAUUGAAAGAAGCACCCCAGAUAGAGGAUUGGUUUUUGAAAAUAUUAGAUAUUAUGAAUAUGGACUACCUAACACAACACCUUAAAAGAAACCAGGGACUACCAAAAAAAUCAGCAGACUGGACUCUAUUGAAAGAAUAUCUUAAAUAAAACAAGAAGAAACUUAGAUUACCAAUAAUAAGAACAAUAUGACUAUAUGGGUGGAGGUUUUGCUUUAACGAAAAGAAAGGUAUCUUUCUAGGACAUUUUUCUCUUUUCUUUUUCAAACCCCGAUGCAAAGGAUCGGAAGUUGAUAACUUUAUAUAUAUAUAUAUAUAUAUAUAUCCUUUUUUCUUCUUCUUCUCUUUUCCUUUCCUACUUUCCUAUACCACUUAUGUUCCCCCACUUUCAAUGUAAGGAAAAAAAUGUGCAGAAUGUUUACUAUAUAUGCAUAAGUGGUUUGGGGUUUUAUUUCAAUGUCCAUUUACUGUUUUGUUUGCUUUUAUAUAAACCUCAAUAAAAAUAAUUAAAAAAAAAAGACGGCACCCUUCACUUCCUCUGACAUAACCUGACAAAGUAGUGCCUGGCCGCUGUGAUGGACUGGAUGAGGGCAAACAAGCUGAAGCUUAAUCCUGACAAGACAGAGGUCCUCCAGGUCAGUUGUACGUCUGAUCGGCAGGGCUAGUCCAACGUGGAAGCGGAUUAAGCCACUGCGUUGGGUGCACGUCAAAGGGGGGCGCUGUUGAGGCCUCGACAGCGCCCCUGUGUAAAUUCAGCGCCAGUGUUUGUCCAGGUGCCGCCGCCGGGGACCAUCGCUCGCCAAAUGGUUGAA
Messenger RNA from Anolis carolinensis (green anole), 3706 nucleotides. It is a transcript of the gene btc, whose product is annotated as betacellulin. The record is from RefSeq and is a predicted model, not a curated record. The transcript is spliced from 2 exons. Bases 56 to 976 code for a protein of 306 amino acids. Gene Ontology annotation, biological process: positive regulation of cell population proliferation; epidermal growth factor receptor signaling pathway; positive regulation of mitotic nuclear division. NCBI's taxonomy places the organism in Eukaryota, Metazoa, Chordata, Lepidosauria, Squamata, Anolidae. Gene Ontology annotation, molecular function: epidermal growth factor receptor binding; growth factor activity.